GCUCCUCCUCCUUCGUCCGGACGGAGCGGAAGGAGCUUCGCUGGUUCUGUGGCGUCCACCAUGGGUCGCAAAACCAAGAAGAACCGGCGAGACGACGCCUCGGAGAUCCGGCGAGUCGUUACCUUCGACGAGGAGAGUCGGCGGGAAUUCUUGACAGGAUUCCACAAGCGGAAGGUUGAGAGGAGGAAAAUAGCUGUGGAGGAGAUAAAGCGCAAACUGAAGGAGGAGCAACAGAAGAUGAAGGAAGAGCGCCACAAGGAAUACAUGAAGAUGCUGAAGGAGAGAGAAGAAGCCUUGGAUGAGGCUGAUCAGUUGGAGUAUAUGGUGACCUCACAGAAGGAGAUGGUGAGCUAUGAUCACCCAAACCAUACAGUUACUGUUACUACGGUCAGUGACCUGGACCUCUCGGGAGCAUACCUGCUGGGGCUGGACACUCAAGAGGAAGAUGCUAAACCAGAAGGAGAAGAGGAUGUUCCAAGCAAAUCUACAUGCACGUUGCCUAAGAAAUCUAGAGACCCUUUCCUGUCUCAGAGAAUCUCUUCGCUCACUGCCUCGCUGCAUUCUCGUAGUCAGAAAAAGACCAGGGGCAAGCAGGCCAGGCACAGUCAAGGUGUAAAGAAGAGAGUGCAGAAACCAAGCACAGGCCGAACCAGCAAGUCCAAGCGUCGAAGAAUGACGGGCAAAGCUAGGCACGUCCAAGACUGAUGAACAAGACAGAGGAAAGGAACAUGGGAGCCUGAGCCAGAAACAAAUGGCCACUGUGUUGCAGCUCGUUUUAUACAGUGUUAGGGAAUGUCUGUUGAACUGCAGAACUCCCCUGACUGAAUCCAGGAGUUGAGGAAUUUGGGGUGAACCCUUUGUUUUGCAUAUGGAUUUUCUGCCCCAAGGAAGUGUGCUUGUACUGUGCAGGGAUUUCUUAGUAUAACAUUUUCCCCUUCCUGUGGGAGAAGUGGAGUAGGGGAGAAAAUUGAAUGCUUCUCUCUCUCCUGAUCCAGGUGUGGAUCACUGCCAGAUCCAUUAAAUGUCACAAGUCUCUUGGAAGAAUUUACUUUACAUUCAUGUUCUUGCUCUUGUAUGAUUUUUUUCAUCUCUCUGUAGUCCAACCCAUCCCUUGCAGCUGCCAUGGGUUCUCAUUAGACAGCCCUGCUUUCCAGGGGGCAAAAAAAGACCGUAAUAAUUUUUCUGGGGUGUAUUUUUUGUUAAU
Eublepharis macularius is the source of this 1204-nucleotide messenger RNA. RefSeq names its product nucleolar protein 12 (gene NOL12). Gene Ontology annotation, cellular component: nucleolus. NCBI's taxonomy places the organism in Eukaryota, Metazoa, Chordata, Lepidosauria, Squamata, Eublepharidae. The record is from RefSeq and is a predicted model, not a curated record. The coding region runs from base 61 to 705 and encodes 214 amino acids. The transcript has 6 exons. Gene Ontology annotation, molecular function: RNA binding.